AUGGAAACUCCAGCAUUUUUUUACGCCGUUUUUCUUUGGUGUUUAUUGAUUAGUGUGACAGGCUACUCAAUCUACAUUGGUUUUGGUCCACCAUCAAAAGAUCUUCGUGACCCAUUUGAGGAGCAUGAGGAUUAA
Molecule: messenger RNA, 135 nt
Organism: Micromonas commoda
Lineage: Eukaryota; Viridiplantae; Chlorophyta; Mamiellophyceae; Mamiellales; Mamiellaceae
Source: the annotation of a RefSeq genome assembly